This is a messenger RNA of Chinchilla lanigera (long-tailed chinchilla), 2847 nucleotides long. It is a transcript of the gene Dennd6a, whose product is annotated as DENN/MADD domain containing 6A. Bases 95 to 1951 code for a protein of 618 amino acids. Gene Ontology annotation, cellular component: recycling endosome. The record is from RefSeq and is a predicted model, not a curated record. Lineage: Eukaryota; Metazoa; Chordata; Mammalia; Rodentia; Chinchillidae. The transcript has 21 exons. Gene Ontology annotation, molecular function: guanyl-nucleotide exchange factor activity.
GGCUGCAGCAGCCUCUGCUGCGCGUGCGCAGAGUCGAGCGCGCUCUGCGGCGCGGUCCGCGGUGGAGGCUGCGCGGACAGCCAGGGGGCAGUGGAUGGCUCUGCGGGGCCCGGCGGGCUCUGGGCCCGGCUCCCGCGAGCUGUUGGACGAGGCUGUGGCUGCGGCCGGGGGGCGCGAGGCGCCGGCCGUUGUGGUAGCGGGACCCGCGCUGGAGGACGAUGAAGAGGAUGAUGGCCGCGGCCGGGGCCUGCUGCGCUGGGACGGUUUCUCGGCCUGGCUGCACUGCGUGUGUGUGGUGGGCUUCGACCUGGAGCUGGGCCAGGCCGUGGAGGUAAUUUAUCCUCAGCAUUCCAAACUUACUGAUAAAGAAAAAACCAAUAUUUGCUAUUUGUCUUUUCCAGAUUCAAAUUCAGGUUGUCUUGGAGAUACGCAGUUUUGUUUUAGAUUUCGACAGUCUUCGGGGAGGAGGGUGUCGCUGCACUGUCUUCUGGAUCAAUUUGACAAAGAUUUGCCAGUUUACUUAAAGAAAGACCCUGCUUAUUUUUAUGGAUAUGUGUAUUUUCGACAAGUUCGAGAUAAAACUCUUAAGAGAGGCUACUUUCAGAAGUCAUUGGUUUUGAUCAGCAAACUACCUUACAUUCAUUUUUUUCACACUGUGCUGAAACAGAUAGCACCAGAGUAUUUUGAAAAGAAUGAACCUUAUUUGGAAGCAGCAUGUAAUGAUGUUGAUAGAUGGCCUGCUCCCGUGCCAGGGAAGACACUGCACCUGCCUAUCAUGGGAGUGGUAAUGAAGGUACGGAUUCCUACAUGUCAUGACAAGCCUGGAACUACUCAAAUAACACAGCUAACUCAACAGGCAAAUACACACAUAUCUGUUAUUUUACCUACUGUUCAUGAGGUGGAUCUUUUCAGGGAUGGGAUCCAGGGUCUCAUGCAUGCUAGGUGUUUCUGCCCAGUUUUUCUUCAUAGUCAGAUGCUUUGGGAGUUGGUGCUGCUGGGAGAACCCCUUGUGGUGAUGGCACCAUCGCCAUCGGAAUCGUCUGAGACCGUACUGGCCCUUGUUAACUGCAUUUCUCCAUUAAAGUACUUCUGUGAUUUCCGACCGUAUUUCACUAUUCAUGAUAGUGAAUUCAGAGAAUAUACUACACGUACCCAAGCUCCGCCUUCAGUUAUUUUAGGAGUAACCAACCCUUUUUUUGCUAAAACACUUCAGCACUGGCCACACAUUAUUCGAAUAGGGGACCUCAAACCUGCAGGUGAAAUUCCUAAGCAAGUUAAAGUGAAAAAACUGAAGAACCUAAAGACUCUGGAUUCUAAACCUGGAGUUUAUACUUCUUACAAGCCAUAUCUAAGUAGAGAUGAAGAGAUCAUAAAACAAUUACAGAAGGGUGUGCAACAGAAACGUCCUUCUGAGGCUCAAAGCGUUAUUCUCCGACGAUAUUUUUUGGAACUGACACAAAGCUUCAUCAUUCCAUUAGAAAGAUACGUGGCAAGCUUGAUGCCUUUGCAGAAAACUAUUUCUCCGUGGAAGAGCCCGCCCCAGUUAAGACAGUUCCUUCCAGAAGAAUUUAUGAGAACACUUGAAAAAACGGGACCUCAGCUGACCUCUAGAAUAAAAGGCGAUUGGAUUGGACUUUACCGGCAUUUUCUGAAGUCUCCAAAUUUUGAUGGUUGGUUCAAAACCCGGCGGAAAGAAAUGACCCAAAAAUUGGAGGCCCUGCAUCUAGAAGCUCUUUGUGAAGAGGACCUACUUCUGUGGAUCCAGAAACACACAGAAGUAGAAACGGUAGACCUUGUACUGAAGCUGAAAAAUAAGCUGUUGCAGGCUGAUCGAGAGCAUUUACCUGUGAAACCUGACACUAUGGAAAAGUUACGGACACAUAUAGAUGCAAUUAUCUUGGCCUUGCCAGAGGAUCUUCAAAGCAUACUGCUCAAAACAGGCAUGACAUGAUAUUUCCCAGGAUUUUCCAGCCAAGAAGUAUUGUGCAUCAUGAAGCGUGCUGACGUUUGAGCAGACACCCAGAGGAGAUCUCUUGGUGGCAGCAGCGUGGAAAAUAGCAACGAAUGCUAGAUACAGGGCAGGAAGACUGCAUUGUAUAAAUAGACAUUUUAGUGCAUUAUUUUUAAAAAUGGGUAUUUGUGGGGGUUCCACUUUAAUACUGAAACACCGAAAGGCAUUUCUGUAUUUUUAAUCAUGUUCUAAAGUGCUCUUAUGAGAGACCUAUGGGGCCAUCAGUAUAAGCGAUUCCAUACUGCAGUGCUGGCAUUGCAGGUAUUUUUUUAAAUUGGUGCUGCUUUGCCCGAUCAUAAUAAAACUCAGGGGGAUAUAAAAACUAAUGUUCACACUGGCCAUCUUAGGAAGGAAAAGACUGAACUGCCCAACUGCAGUUAGAGGUAAUUGACGCUUAUGCAGUGCCUUCUGUUGUCCUACAUGUUUCAGAGUCCAGCUGCUAGUUUUGAAGCUUUGUUUAGCCUGAUUUUGGUAUGUAAUUUUAUAAGGCAUUCUAUUGAAUCAUCACUGCUUAAAAAUACUUCUCUUGCUUUCCAUCUUGUUUAUUAGUAGACAUGGUAGUUUUUUCAUUUGUCACACAGAUUUUUUUGGUCGUUUGUUUGAGACAGAGUCUCACUAUGUUCAGAUUUUUGUUUCACUGUUUCCUUUACCAUUUUCAAAAUUUUGGUUUCUCCAAAGUCAAGAAAGCAUCUGUGUUAAUUAUGUAUGUUUAUUUUCUUUUACCUUUUACUAAUUGGGCCUGUGUAAGCUAAUUAAAAUGAAGGCAUUCUAAUUAUGAACUUCAAAAUCAGCUGGUUUUAUUUUAUUUUAUUUUUUGUCCUUUUGAGACAGGGUCU